GGAAAAGAUAACCUUCAACCUUUACAUGCGUGUUUGUUUGCAAAAACAUGGCAAAAGAAGGUACGGAUCAGAAUGUACCAUUGCCAUAUUCAAGUAAACGCAUCGUUUGUGUUGAAUUUCCUGGGAAAGUAGAAAAUGUUGAUAAAAUGAUAGAGUGUUUUGGAGGUCAAGAAAAUAUUUCGAAGGUGAUGGCUGAUAAAACUAAACGAUUGAAUUUGCAUUUCCGACCCGAUGAUCCUUACUCACAUUGCUGCACUGGUGAGGCUGUGCCAACGGAAAGACUUCUUCUGAAGGUGCGCAGAAGAUGCAGGAAAAAUAGGUCAAGUGAUGCUGAAGUUGAGGGAAAGAUGGAAGAAGAAUAUCAGGCUGAGAUUGUUGGAGUUAUUGAGACAAGUUAUAAAUUUAAUAGCUUCGUAGAUUUUCAGUAUCUUCCUAUGGUUAAAAACAGUUCUGGAACGUUUGAGUCCAUAAUUGAUAAAAUAGUUCCGAGGAAACUAGAGGACUCAUCUUACUUCAAACGGGAUGUUCCAUUAUUUGUUCUUCCUGAAGCUUUCUCUCGUGUGGAUAUUCCUUGUGACUAUAACUACAAACAAGAGAAACAAGCACGAAUAAUGAAAAGCAAGAUCUUACAAGAAGCCCAUUUAGUUGGUACUGACAGAGAUCGAAGAAAUAACAAUGCGAUAUUUUUGAAAUUUGAAGAUAAGGGGAUUCCCCUAGAGCCAUUACCAGCUGCCAUCGAGAUUUUAAAGCGGUAUCAACUUCAGGAAGAUGUGCAGAAGAUGAAAAAAUUAUUUGAGGAGCGUCCAAUUUGGUCACGUACAUCCAUGAUGGGUUAUGCUAACUUGGAAUUCAAGAACAUCAAAGUCAUCCUACCCAGCAUGGCAUACUACUUUGUGACAGGACCAUGGAGAGCUUUAUGGUGUAAAAUUGGAUAUGAUCCUAGGAAAGACCCGAAGUCCAAAAUCUACCAGAUGUUGGAUGUUCGAAUCCGUCUUGCUGCAAGAGCCUUUAAACCAGACAUUGCAUUUAAAGCAGAUGUAACAGAUGUUUCGACCAAACUGCCUCUCUCGCUCUUCCAUUCUAGACGUAAUCAUGCUCAUCCCUCCAAGUUACCCAAGCUGCCUGAGAACCAUUAUAUAUUCACUAGGGACGUUCUUCCACCAUUUUAUCAAAUGUACUACCAAGUAUGUGACAUUAAGGAUGAUGAGCUUCAGGAGAUCGUUCAUGCUAAUGAUGGAUGCGAGAAAGCUUGCGAUGAGCGAGAUGGAUGGCUUCUGCCGGACUCGUUUCAAAACAUGCGAGACAUCAUACAUAACCUCAUCACAGCCAAAGUCAAAGAAAUGUAUUUAUCGGAUAGACAGAACGAGGAUGAAGCUGAAGAAAGUGAACAUGGAAUGAACAUAAGUGGUGAUGAAGAGGAGAAAGAAGAGGAAGAAGAGGAAGAGGAGGAGGAGGAGGAAGGCAUUGAUGAUGAAAUGGUUAAGGAAAUCAUGGAGUACAUUCAACCACAAAAUGAAAACUCUUGAAAAUAUUGAUCAUUGUCAACGACAUUAAUUAUCGGACCUGGUAUGGACAGGCAUUAUUUUUACUAAAAGGAAUAAACCUCAUACUGUAUGGGGCAGCUAAGAUCCUACAUUACUAUUAGGAAUGUUUUACUCAACCUGAUAUUUCACUGACUGCUCAGUACAAUCCCAAAUACAUGUGAAAAAAUACUGCAAGUGAUUCAGUUGGGAAAUGAACCCAUGACCUUCAGAACUUGUGCUUGUGGAGUAGCUACUUCUUGAGAGCAAGUUCAAUCCUAAUGUUGCAGUACUUGCAGUUACUUGUAUAAAACUGUACAAAUAGUGUAAAUAAAGCCAAAAACCAAAGUAUAA
Messenger RNA from Anneissia japonica, 1874 nucleotides. RefSeq names its product general transcription factor 3C polypeptide 5-like. Gene Ontology annotation, biological process: transcription initiation at RNA polymerase III promoter. The coding region runs from base 48 to 1526 and encodes 492 amino acids. The transcript has 7 exons. The record is from RefSeq and is a predicted model, not a curated record. NCBI's taxonomy places the organism in Eukaryota, Metazoa, Echinodermata, Crinoidea, Comatulida, Comatulidae. Gene Ontology annotation, cellular component: transcription factor TFIIIC complex.